Molecule: messenger RNA, 2109 nt
Organism: Pteronotus mesoamericanus
Lineage: Eukaryota; Metazoa; Chordata; Mammalia; Chiroptera; Mormoopidae
Gene: VMP1
Product: vacuole membrane protein 1
Exons: 12
Coding region: 191-1411 (406 amino acids)
Biological process (GO): autophagy; Golgi organization
Cellular component (GO): membrane; endoplasmic reticulum; endomembrane system
Source: RefSeq, a predicted model, not a curated record
CCGAAAGAGGUGGGAACGUUUCUCUUUCGGAGGCAGGCUCCCGGGGGAACACGGACCGGAAGUGACGUGAAGUUCCGGUUGGCCGGAGCCCAGCGGCGGGUGUGAGAGUCGGUCAGGUGCCGCUGCCAGGAUCCUGAGAUCCCGAGAAGUUGGAGUCAGAGCGGCUCCUCAAGAGUUAUUAAUCUAUGAAAUGGCAGAGAAUGGAAAAAAUUGUGACCAGAGACGUGUAGCAAUGAACAAGGAACAAUAUAAUGGAAAAUUCACAGACCUCUCUUCAAUGAAUGAAAAAAAGAAGAGAGAUCGGGAAGAAAGGCAGAACAUUGUCCUGUGGAAACAGCCACUCAUUACCUUGCAGUAUUUUUCUCUGGAAAUCCUAGUAAUCUUGAAGGAAUGGACCUCAAAAUUAUGGCAUCGUCAAAACACUGUGGUGUCUUGUUUACUGCUGCUUGCUGUGCUUAUAACUACGUAUUGUGUUGAAGGAGCACAUCAGCAGUAUGUGCAACGUAUAGAGAAACAGUUUCUUUUGUAUGCCUACUGGAUAGGCUUAGGAAUUUUGUCUUCUGUUGGGCUUGGAACAGGGCUGCACACCUUUUUGCUUUAUCUGGGUCCACACAUAGCUUCAGUUACAUUAGCUGCUUAUGAAUGCAAUUCAGUUAAUUUCCCUGAACCACCCUAUCCUGAUCAGAUUAUUUGUCCAGAUGAAGGUGGCAUAGAAGGAUCCGUUUCUCUGUGGAGCAUCAUCUCAAAAGUUAGGAUUGAGGCCUGCAUGUGGGGUGUCGGAACAGCAAUUGGAGAGCUGCCUCCAUAUUUUAUGGCCAGAGCAGCCCGACUCUCAGGUGCUGAACCAGAUGAUGAAGAGUAUCAAGAAUUUGAAGAGAUGCUGGAAAAUGCAGAGACUGCACAAGACUUUGCCUCCCGGGCUAAGCUGGCAGUUCAGAACCUAGUACAGAAGGUUGGAUUUUUUGGAAUUUUGGCCUGUGCUUCAAUUCCAAAUCCUCUAUUUGAUCUGGCUGGAAUAACAUGUGGACACUUUCUUGUACCUUUUUGGACUUUCUUUGGUGCAACCUUGAUUGGAAAAGCAAUAAUUAAAAUGCAUAUUCAGAAAAUUUUUGUUAUAAUAACAUUCAGCAAACACAUAGUGGAACAGAUGGUGGCUUUUAUUGGUGCUGUCCCCGGCAUAGGUCCGUCUCUGCAGAAGCCGUUCCAGGAGUACCUGGAGGCCCAGCGGCAGAAGCUUCACCACAGGGGCGAGACGGGCGCGCCACAGGGAGAAAACUGGUUGUCCUGGAUGUUUGAGAAGUUGGUCGUUGUAAUGGUGUGUUACUUCAUCCUGUCCAUCAUUAACUCCAUGGCACAAAGUUAUGCCAAAAGAAUCCAGCAGCGGUUGAACUCAGAGGAGAAAACUAAAUAAGCAGGAAAAGGUUUUUAAUAGCAGAAAUUAGAAUGGAUGGGUUCUGCCUUAAUUGGGAGGACUCCAGAUCAGGAAAGAAAGUUCCCUUUUCCAUCCUGUAUCAAUUUCAGUUUUGUUUUUUGUUUUUUUGUUUUUUUUUCCUGAAAGCAGUUUAGUCCAUAUUUUGCACUGACAUACUUUUCCUUUGUGUGUUACGGUAAGGUAUCCACCCUCAAUUCAAUUCAAGUUGUAUUUUAUUGGGGUGGAAUGUGAUGUUCAGCAGCAAACUUAACAGAAACUGGCCUUUUAUUUAUUACUUUCAAAAGGCCCACAUCAUACAAUUAAAGAAUUCCGGACAGUACAAAAAAAGUUCCUAAGUAUGUUAAAUAUGUCAAGCUUUUUAGGCUUGUCACAAAUGACUGCUUUGUUUUUCUAAGUCAUCAAAAUGUAUAUAAUUAUUAGAUGGGAUAACAGUCUUGCAUGUCUAUCAUGGUAAAAUUUAAUAUGCCAUCCUGCCCAGCCCUUCCUCUCCUUCCUGGAGAAAAGGCCAUUUUAUGAUGCAUUGCACACCCUCUUGGGAAAUUGAUCUUUAAAUUUUGAGACAGUAUAAGGAAAAUCUGGUUGGUGUCUUUCGAAUGAGCCGACACCAUUUUUUAUUCUGUAUAUUUAGAAUGAAGUCAUGAGAAAACUUUAUAAAGACCUCUUUGAUCAUUCCAAAA